Panicum hallii is the source of this 539-nucleotide messenger RNA. RefSeq lists its product as uncharacterized. The transcript has 2 exons. NCBI's taxonomy places the organism in Eukaryota, Viridiplantae, Streptophyta, Magnoliopsida, Poales, Poaceae. Bases 83 to 388 code for a protein of 101 amino acids. The record is from RefSeq and is a predicted model, not a curated record.
UUCGCCGCAUUUAAGCGCGCCUGCCCCCAACCGCACUGACGAAAAGCUUCGGGCCACCCCGCACCAGCGCGCGCCAACAAAAAUGCACAGGCAGCUCAGCCUCUCGGCGAGCCCGCCGAGGCAGCAGCAGCAGCAGCAGGAGGACGGCGGCGGCGACGCGGCCCAGGCGAUGGCGAUCACCGUGGACGAGUCGGCCUCGCACUCCAAGGCCGACCGGGCGCGGCCGGCGAGGGAGGAGAGGGCCAUCCACCUCAUCCCGCUGCUCACCUUCCUCUGCUUCCUCCUGCUCUUCCUCUGCUCGCGCGACCCCUCCGCUUCCGAUAUGUCGAGCUUCGCUGGCGGCGGCGGGCUGGGAUCCGGGAACCGGAGGUUGAAGAUGAUGCUAUAGACUUCUUAGCAAUUAUCAGAUGCGUGUUCGUGGAAUGUUUUCCAUUUUCAAUCAGAUAUUGCAACGUAUCUUGCGCUCAAAUAAGCCAGUAAGAAAGCAUUAGGCUUCAUGCCACUGGUUGCUUUCCUCGUAAGCAUUAGGCUUCAUGCCA